Molecule: messenger RNA, 828 nt
Organism: Humulus lupulus (European hop)
Lineage: Eukaryota; Viridiplantae; Streptophyta; Magnoliopsida; Rosales; Cannabaceae
Exons: 3
Coding region: 1-828 (275 amino acids)
Source: RefSeq, a predicted model, not a curated record
AUGGAAUGGUCAAAGACCUUGUUCAAUGCCAAGUACUUCAAUAAGGCAGUGAUCGAGCAUAAAGUGAAUGAGUUCACAAAUCUGAACCAGGGAACGUUGAGCAUGCAGGACUACAUUCAAAUAUUCGACCAGUUGUCUAGGUUCACAAAGAACCAGGUGAACAUCGAAGAGAACAAGAUCUGGAGUUUCGUGAAGGGCUUGCACAAAGACAUUGCUAAGUGUGUAGACACUGGUACGACUAGCCCGGAAAUGUAUGUCGAAGCUGUGGAAUGGGCUCUUCACCAAGAGUCUUGGGCCAUGUCGGACAAGCCAGAACCACAAAAGAGCGAAGACAGGAUAAUGCCUGAGUCUAUGCUUGCUAUUUGUGGGGUAUUCUUGCCUUCGGGAGAGGAUAUGCUGGUGCGAACAUGGGUUAGAGACAUACCAGUUUGGGUUGAAGGUCUUGAGCUGACAGUGGAUCUGAGCGUCAGUAUUCUCAAAAUAGACCUACGAUCGGGCUACCAUAAUCUCAAGGUUAAGGAGACAGAUAUACCAAAGACAGCCUUGAGAAUGUGCUACGGUCACUAUGAGCUCUUAGUGAUGUCCUUUGGACUAACCAAUGUAGCUGCAUCAUUCAUGGAUCUCAUGAAUCAUGUAUUUCACGAGUAUUAUGAUAAGUUCGUCAUCGUGUUCAUUGACGAUAUUCUAAUAUACUCGAAAAGCCAAGAAGAGGAUGCAACGCAUAUGGAACUGGUCCUCCAACGUCUGCAAGAUGAAAAGUUUUACGCAAAGUUUUCGAAGUGCAAAUUUUUUCUAGAGAAAGUUAGUUUUCUCGGGCACAUGGUGUAG